This is a messenger RNA of Schistosoma haematobium, 2723 nucleotides long. RefSeq names its product Cd82 molecule (gene CD82). The coding region runs from base 97 to 840 and encodes 247 amino acids. The transcript has 6 exons. NCBI's taxonomy places the organism in Eukaryota, Metazoa, Platyhelminthes, Trematoda, Strigeidida, Schistosomatidae. The record is from RefSeq and is a predicted model, not a curated record. Gene Ontology annotation, cellular component: membrane.
CUUCGGUUUUUGAAUACAUAUUUUUACUUUUUCAAAGUAUGAUUGUUGUACCGUCAUAGAUCUGCGGCUUUUCAAACUACUGACGGUGUUUUCAUUAUGAAGGGCUGUAUACAGUGUUUAAGAGUCAUACUAGUAGUUUUCAACUUCCUGGUUGUGCUUAUUGGGUUGGCAGUUUUGGGCUUUUCUGUUUACAUCUACCUGGAACCAGAGGCGCAGGACAUCAUACUUGCGUCGGGACAGCAACAUGCGGUACAAAUCAUGUUAUAUGCUCUUAUGGGUAUCGGUGGAAUUACUUUAGUAAUAGCGCUGUUUGGCUGUUGUGGUGCUUACCAUGAAUCGCAGUGUCUUUUGGGAACAUAUUUCACUAUUCUUAUAGUGAUUUUUGCAACUCAAGUAACAGGAGCCACAUUGGGUUAUUUAUACAGAGAGGAGAUUAUGAAAUAUGUCGAUGAUCGUAUGAGAGAAGGUAUUGAAGAGUAUUCAAUGCUACGUGAUCAACGUGAAAAUCCCGUACCGUUUAUGGAUUCAAUCCAACGUAUGUUGCGCUGUUGUGGUGUCAAUGGUUACGAAGAUUACCGUGAAAGUAUACCCAUAGCAUGUUGUGAUCAUCAUGUAAGCACAUGUCUAAAUGCAUUACUGUCACCCGAAGAAGUUUAUAAAGAAGGUUGCAAAGAUAAAUAUAAAGUAAUGUUGAAAGAUAAAUUGGUCAUUAUAUUCCUUGCAACUGUUUCUAUUGCAGCUUUUGAAAUAUUUUGUCUUCUCUUUUCAAUGGUUAUGUGUUGCACAAUUCGACAAUACCAUUCAGAUUAUUAUGGAGUCAAUUAUUCAAUUGCUACUUGAUCAACGGAGUACUGGUUUUUUUCUUCUAAUUAGUGUUAUUUUUUAUCUAAUAUAACACCAGGUACUUUUCGAUUAUUUUCAUGUUUUGUUGUUUUCCAAUCCAACCUUUUUGCUUUCGUUGCUUGUUAUUCUUACUGUCAUUUUUUAAAAAAAUUGUUUUUUUGGUGAUUCAAUACCAACUUUUCAUUUUUCUUUAUUCCUUUAUUUCAAUCGUGGAAAAUUGAAGUUCGUAUUUAUGCGAUCCAUUAUCCUGGUAAUACUUUGUGUUAAUCUAUCUAGAAAAACCACAAAGAAACAUCGAACUUCUUUCUGGUCUAUGCGGAUGAAUGUAAUUCUGAUGGUACUAUUUUGUCAUUUUCUAUUUUAUGGAAUUAGUAUAAAUUAAACGUUAUAUCAUUGUCAUUUAUAAUGCUCAUUUCAGCUAUCCUCUCCGCUUACAUAAUAACUAUCAUUAAAUUUUGUUUUGAGAACAAAAUAAUAUUUCAAUAAAUUUCCCAUUUUGUAUUCAUCAUAGUAAUAUUUAUUAAAAUUGUUUUUAUUGGAGUCGUUUUCUUAAUUCACAUAAAUUUCAUUGAUUUUCAUGUAAAACAUAAACGUAUUGUUUGACAUUAGCCCCAAUUCCUUCCUUCCUUCCUUCAUAAAUCAUCAUACUUAUAAAAAUUCUUUUAAAUCAUGUGGUAAAUUUAUAAUUGUGUAAUUUUUUUUUGUAGACUGUUGAUCACCAUAUUAGUUGACCGAGUGAAUAAAUUAGUAAUUCUUCUUUAUUAAUUCUUUUUCUUGUUUCAAUUUUUGAUUUGGCCUAAUAUUAUUACUAUUAUGAUUCAUUCAUUUGUAUCUGAUUCUCUUUCAAAUUUCUUUUGCCAUGUUUGCAUAUUGAUUUUUGUUUUCUACAUCUUGUUAACAGAAAUUGUCUUCACAUACUUCUUUGUGUUAGUUACACUUAGCUUAUACCAAUACGUACACACAAACACGCUUGUACAGUGUUCAGAAAAGAAGACGACAAAAAAAGAGAAAAAACUGUUAAGCGAGAUAUAUGCGUUCUAUCGAACAUUUGUUCUUUCUGUUGUUGUUAAUGUUUCUGUUGUAUUUUGCUGUUCUUAUUCUAGUCAUCGUUGCUCUUUUCAAGCGUAUUCAACGUUUUUAAAAAAAAAGUAAUAUUGUACACAUUUUCAUGCAAGUGGUAAAUAGCAAAACAAAAGAUAAAGUAUUAACCUACUUCAUGUCACUAUAUAUCUAAAUGUAUUGGGGACAAAUAGAGCUAGUUUGUUCUUGAAACUUAUUGAAAUAUUGAUUAAUGUAAGUGAAUAGGUUACAAAGAAUGCCUUGAGGUUUAUUAGACUAAGUCAUUAAACGAUUAGACUAUGAAUAUCAAUCAACUAUGGAAACUUUAUAAUUAGUGCGUGUGUAUGUGUUAUUUAGGUGAAUCAAGGUUACAGUUAGUCAUAUAGUUACAAAACUUGAAAUAAACCUAUAAACAAACACACCAAAAGUAUAACUUAUAAAUAUAAUAAUUUAUGCUGCUAACAUUUGUACCGAAUAUAGUAAGUCCUUUGCUAUGCUGUUGUCCAACUUCUUGUUAUUGGUACCAAAAGCAUGAUUCUUGUUGUGAUUAUCUUCUGCUUUACUAAUUUCAAAAAUGAUUUUUACGUUACUAUCUUUAAUUUAGUUCACAACUUCCAAGUGAAUAAGCUAACUGCAUUAAACUUUUGUUUCUCGUUGCCCUGUUGUUUUUCACCCAUUCUGUUAUGAAAAACAAACAAACUAGGUAAUCAAAUAUUGAUAAGAUAUCAUAGCUCAAAGUUUUUUGACUUCUGUCUUAUGUUUUUGUUAUUCAUCAUUUAUGCAUUCAGUACACAGUACAUAUGUUGGUGCUGUGUUUAAAU